Molecule: messenger RNA, 5015 nt
Organism: Pongo pygmaeus (Bornean orangutan)
Lineage: Eukaryota; Metazoa; Chordata; Mammalia; Primates; Hominidae
Gene: GRK1
Product: G protein-coupled receptor kinase 1
Exons: 7
Coding region: 1-1692 (563 amino acids)
Biological process (GO): visual perception; protein phosphorylation; regulation of opsin-mediated signaling pathway
Cellular component (GO): cytoplasm
Molecular function (GO): ATP binding; rhodopsin kinase activity
Source: RefSeq, a predicted model, not a curated record
AUGGAUUUCGGGUCUUUGGAGACCGUGGUGGCCAACUCUGCCUUCAUCGCCGCCCGAGGCAGCUUUGACAGCGGCAGCUCCCAACCCUCCCGGGACAAGAAGUACCUGGCCAAGCUCAAGCUGCCCCCGCUGUCCAAGUGUGAGUCCCUCCGCGACAGCCUCAGCCUGGAGUUUGAGAGUGUGUGCUUGGAGCAGCCCAUCGGCAAGAAGCUCUUUCAGCAGUUCCUGCAAUCGGCAGAGAAGCACGUGCCGGCCCUGGAGCUCUGGAAAGACAUUGAGGACUAUGACACGGCAGACAAUGACCUCCAGCCACAGAAGGCCCAGACCAUCCUGGCCCAGUACCUGGACCCCCAGGCCAAACUCUUCUGCAGCUUCCUGGAUGAGGGGACGGUGGCGAAGUUUAAGGAGGGGCCUGUGGAGAUCCAGGACGGGCUCUUCCAGCCCCUGCUGCAGGCCACCCUGGCACACCUGGGCCAAGCCCCCUUCCAGGAGUACCUGGGCAGCCUGUACUUCCUGAGGUUCCUGCAGUGGAAGUGGCUGGAAGCCCAGCCCAUGGGGGAAGACUGGUUCCUGGACUUCAGGGUCCUGGGGAAAGGGGGCUUCGGGGAGGUGUCGGCCUGCCAGAUGAAGGCGACCGGCAAGCUGUAUGCCUGCAAGAAGCUGAACAAGAAGCGGCUGAAGAAGAGGAAGGGCUACCAGGGUGCUAUGGUGGAGAAGAAGAUUCUGAUGAAAGUACACAGCAGGUUCAUCGUGUCUCUGGCCUACGCGUUUGAAACCAAAGCCGACCUCUGUCUGGUGAUGACCAUCAUGAACGGAGGCGACAUCAGGUACCACAUCUACAACGUGAAUGAGGAGAACCCUGGCUUCCCGGAGCCGCGCGCCGUCUUCUACACGGCACAGAUCAUCUGCGGCCUGGAGCACCUGCACCAGCGGCGGAUUGUCUACCGUGACCUCAAGCCCGAGAAUGUGCUGCUGGACAAUGAUGGCAAUGUCCGGAUCUCUGACCUUGGGCUGGCCGUGGAGCUGCUGGAUGGACAGAGCAAGACCAAGGGCUACGCAGGGACCCCAGGUUUCAUGGCCCCUGAGCUCCUGCAGGGUGAGGAGUACGACUUCUCCGUGGACUACUUUGCCCUGGGGGUCACCCUGUAUGAGAUGAUUGUGGCCAGAGGACCCUUCCGAGCCCGUGGAGAGAAGGUGGAGAACAAGGAGCUGAAGCACCGGAUCAUCUCAGAGCCCGUGAAGUACCCCGACAAGUUCAGCCAGGCCAGCAAGGACUUCUGCGAGGCGCUGCUGGAGAAGGACCCAGAGAAGCGCCUGGGGUUCAGAGAUGAGACCUGCGACAAGCUCCGCGCCCACCCCCUCUUCAAGGACCUUAACUGGAGGCAGCUGGAGGCUGGGAUGCUGAUGCCCCCUUUCAUCCCAGACUCCAAAACUGUCUACGCGAAGGAUAUUCAGGACGUGGGUGCCUUUUCCACCGUCAAAGGGGUGGCCUUUGACAAAACAGAUACAGAAUUCUUUCAGGAAUUCGCCACUGGCAACUGCCCCAUCCCCUGGCAGGAGGAGAUGAUCGAGACGGGCAUCUUCGGCGAGCUGAACGUAUGGCGCUCGGACGGUCAGAUGCCGGACGACAUGAAGGGCAUCUCCGGGGGCUCCGGCUCCUCGUCCAAGUCAGGGAUGUGUCUGGUUUCCUAGGUGACACCCCAGAGUCCACGUGGAGGAAAAGGACCCACAGGGCUCGGUGGGGGCCGCCUGCCUCCGUGGUGCCAGCCUGGGGUCUGCUAGCAAGGGGACACGUGGUUCCCUCCACCCAGGUCCCCAUCAUGCCAUCUCCUUGCGGCCCAAGAAGGAGAAAGCCUGCGUCGGCCUGAGCCGCCAGACGCACACCCUGGUGCCGUGAGCCCCCGACUGCAUAUUUCACGUCUUUUGCUCCAUCUCAUUGAGAAGACAUAAGAUGCUCUCCAGAGGGAGUAAGCCAAAAAUCUACAAACUCUUAGAGAGCCUUCCGCACUGGUGAGCGACCAACCGUGUGGCAGGGGCAGAGACUUGGCUUGGGCCUCCCAAGACCUUAGCCAUUGGCUUCCCAGAGCCACGUUCCUCAGCAGGAGGUGCACUGUGGCCAGGUCAGGGGUUGGUGAACCCUGGCCGCAGCCCCGGGCCCCACUAGGGAGGGCUGGACCUCGGCCCCCCCAGGUCCCUCUGUGCAGGCUCCUGCCUUCCAGGGUGCCCGGGCCCUGUGCUGGUGGCCUGCAUGACGCGUGGUCCCCUGCACCCUGCGGCGCCGUGGUCCUCUGCACACUGGGGCACCACGCUCCCCUGCACUCCGGGGUGCCGUGGUCCACAUCUGCCAGGCGCAGGCUCCGUUGGGCUGUUGGGAGGAGGGGAGUGGGUGUGGAGUCUGGGGGUCUCAGUGCAUCUUGGGGUCUCCUUAUCUCAGGGUGUCCAGCUGACGGCAGCUGGUGCAAAGUUCCCACCCCUAGCUGGGGGGCUGAAAAUGUUUUCUGUCUUGACCCUGAGCCCCGGAAGCACCUCAGCUGCUCUUGGCGGGGAAAGCUGGGACCGUUUGCUCUCUGACCCCUCCUUCCCACCGGGGCUGGUCCGUCUCAUCUCCCAGGGGACACUUCAGGCCACGGGCCUUGUGCACAGGGACAGAGCUCCUUGCUGCAACCCCUCUCUGUGUUCCCAGUAGCAGCAGCACUGGAGUCCUAAAGCCGUAGCCCGGGAAAACACUCACGGCCCACCCUGUCAUACGGCUCGGCCCCACCCACAAGGCACCUGGCAUUUCCAACUGCACUUUGAACACCGAAGGUUCCCCAAGUGCUUUGUGUGUUUUAACUGCAAGAAGUGAGUUCUGUUGCAACUGCCUCCAGGACACACUCCCUCCUGAGGGCCGGCGGUGCUGGCCUGGGUUCCAUGGCCUCAGCAGUGGGCUCAGAGGGAGUGCAUCCAAGCCUCAGGGAAGCAGUGGUGAUGGGCGGCCUGAGGACUCCUUUCCAGAGAGGGCCUCUGAGCUCCUCUUAGGAAAGAACUUCCUUUGAGCCCCGGCCACUGUUGCACCAGUGGGAGAAGGAGCCUGACCCUGCCACAUGUGGUCACGGGGAGAGAAGAUGGUAGGACGUCCCCGUGAGCCUUGGGGCAGAGCUGGUGGUAGAAAGAAGCCCUGUCUACUCUAAUUUGGUGAGAGGGGCCGCGGCAAGUGGCUGAUGAUGUGAUUGAUGGAGACAGGGUGGCUUGGGAAGGUCCCACUUGGGAGUGUCACGUCCUGCAGGGAGUGGAAGAGAUGGAUCCUCUGUAGCCUGGACUGGUGGGUCUCAGCCUCUCUCCCAGAAGUGACAGAGACAGCUGCCUGAGAGUCAGCACUGCGGUGGGCAGGGCCUAUGCCCUCACAGUCCUCAGGCUGCCAGGUCGUCCUCUUCCUGUUGGGGAGAAGAGGACCCUGGCAAUCCACAAUUUUGGAGAUUUGCUGGCUGCAGCCAAAAUGGGGACCCAACUCCCUUCUAUGUGGUUUUAGAGCUUCUGGAGGGAAGAUAGGCCACGCCCCUGGGUGAGGAGCACGUCUUCCCACAGAUCCCACGUCAGCCACACCCUGGGUGAGGAGCACGUCUUCACAUAGACCCCACGUCAGCCACACCCUGGGUGAGGAGCACAUCUUCCCAUAGAUCCCAAGUCGGCCACACCCUGGGUGAGAAGCACAUCUUCCCAUAGAUCCCAAGUCGGCCACACCCUGGGUGAGGAGCACGUCUUCCCAUAGAUCCCAAGUUGGCCAAACCCUGGGUGAGGAGCACGUCUUCCCAUAGAUCCCACGUCGGCAACACCCUGGGUUAGGAGCACGUCUUCCCACAGAUCCCAAUAGAACUCCACAUCGCCUGGUUUUGUGGAGACUUUCACAUGUCCUGUCAAGGUGCCUCAUGCACCUGCAGACUGUUCUCGGGAAGCAAACCUGGACUGCAGAAUAAACCUCCCGGCUCCUGUCCUGGCUCUGAGCGUCUGACACUUCUGAGACCUGGGAUGUUCAGGAGGAGCUGUGGGGCGUCCAGUGCUUUUUGUCAUAAAACUGCCCAUCCAUGUGCACCUGAGCAGGCGCAGGCAGGCCCAGGAGGAGGCCCGUGGGAAGCGGCCUGCCGGACAGAUUUCCCUGUCCACUCUUUCUCCUUCCUUCCUUCCUCCCUUCCUUCUCUUUCUUUCUCUUCUCUUCUUUCUUUCUUUUUCUUUCUUUCCUUCUCUCUCUCUUUUCUUUCUCUUUCUUUCGUUCCUUUCUUUUUUCCUUCUUUCUUUUCUUUCUUUUCCUUCCUUUCUUUCUUUCCUUCCUUCCUUCCUCCCUUCCUUCCUUCUUUCCCUCCCUCCCUUUCUUUCUCUUUCUUUUCUUUUCUUUUUGAGACUGAUCUCUCUCUGUCACCCAGGCUGGAGUGCAGUGGCACAAUAUCAGCUCACUGUAACCUCCGCCUCCCAGGUUCAAGCAAUUCUCCUGCCUUAGCCUCCCGAGUAGCUGGGACUACAGGUGCCUGCCACCACACCUGGCUAAUUUUUUGUACUUUUAGUACAGAUAGGGUUUCACCGUGUUAGCCAGGAUGGUCUUGAUCUCCUGACCUCGUGAUCUACCCGCCUCAGCAUCCCAAAGUGCUGGGUUUUUGUAUUUUUAGUAAGAGAUGGGGUUUCACCAUGUUGGCCAGGCUGGUCUCGAACUCCUGACCUCAGAUUAUCCGCCCGCCUCGGCCUCCUGUUUUGUUUUCUAGAAUGUUACACAUCGAUUAGGUAAUGGCUAUCAGUCCCACUUCAUACACUCUGGAACAUGAAAGACUCCAUUUCUAAUUUUUUAAACCCAUUUUAACCUGCCUUGCAUUCCUAUGGCCCUGGACAGGUGAGCAAUCUCGUCCUGGCUUUACUGGGAUCAGGGGGCUUGGAGGGGCUGUGAGUGGUUGCAGCGGUGGAGGGGAACCUGGCUCCUGGUGCCGGAGAGGAGCCCCGUGGCCCCCCAGGCCCACCAGCAAGACCCUCUGCCUGUCUUAGGGCUGGGUUGC